AUGUUCUCCCACCUGUUGCUGUGGACAUGCAUGGCCUUGCCAGGUCUGCUUUUAGCCUCCCAUACCAGUCUGUUGGUCGAGGCAGAGGACGCUGGCACCAGGAUCUGUAAACCUGCUCCCUAUUGGGAUAUAAAAGGACAAGCACCCAUGCAGGAAUUACUGGGAAGUGUCGUGGUGGUGGCACUACUGAAAGCGAGCUGACAGUUUUGUCUCACUCAGGCCUCCAAAAUCAGAGACCUGCGUGACAGGCUGAACCGGAGCAACCUGACAGAGGUGUCUUUCAUGAUAGUCAAUGAGCGGGACUCUCUGUCCAGAGCGAUGUACUGGGAGCUGAAGAGAAUAGCGCCUCCUGAAGUUCCGGUGUACCAGCAGGCUCCCUUUCAAAACGAUGUGUGGGAGGUCCUGGAGGGUGACAAAGAUGACUUCCUUGUCUAUGACAGGUGUGGUCUCCUCACAUUCCACAUAGUGCUUCCUUACAGUUUCCUGCAAAAACCUUAUGUUGAGGCUGCCAUCAGAGCCACCUAUCUUAAAAACAUCUGCAAUUGUACUGCUAAUUUUACAGCAAUGAAUGGCAUCAUCACAAAAAAUGAUAACGUCAACAACACCAUGGCUUUACCCAAAAAUCAAGUGCCUAAACACCAUUAUGACCAUUCUCAUCUACCUCACGGCUACCAGAAUCAAUCACAUCAUCACCUUGACCAGAAUACAACUCAAAGGCCUCUUCAUCAUCACCACCAUCAUCAUCAUCACCGCUAUCAUAAUCCCAACUCUCAUACUCCCUCAAACCACAGUGUCCAUGCUGGAAAUGAUAAUUAA
Messenger RNA from Nerophis lumbriciformis (worm pipefish), 816 nucleotides. NCBI's taxonomy places the organism in Eukaryota, Metazoa, Chordata, Actinopteri, Syngnathiformes, Syngnathidae. The record is from RefSeq and is a predicted model, not a curated record.